AUGAUCACGGUGAGACUGCAGGUAGACAGUGGCGGUACCCUUUAUCGAGGAUUUCGUCAAUCUGCAGUACGCAUCUUCCGUGAAGAAGGUGUGCUUGGUCUUUGGCUGCCCGGGCUCGUGGCCACAUGGAUGAGGGCCUUCACGCAAACUGGUCUGCGGUUGGGCCUCUACCCUAGCAUCAAGCGCCUCUAUCAAAGAGCUGGUCUUGGCAACGACACUCUUGCCGUCAAAAUUUGCUCUGGUGCCACAACCGGCAGCUUUGGGGCGGCUCUUGCGAAUCCUAUCGAUCUGGUCCGCGUGCGCCUCCAGGGUGAAGCUGGACUGCUGAGAAAUGGGGUUUACACCACGGGACUUCAUGCAGGGCAUGGUCCCCGGCAUGCUCAUACAGUGCGCGCAUUCGUAGACAUUUUCCAGCAAGAAGGUCUCGGCGGUCUCUGGCGCGGCGUCUCAGCCAAUGUGGCUCGUGCCUCACUGCUGUCGAGUGCGCAGCUGACCACCUAUGACCAGUGCAAGCAGGUGGCCGUUCGCGCGGGCUGGGUGGAUGGUCCAAGACUGCACCUGUGCAGCUCCUGCCUUUCAGGCUUCGUCGCCCAGAUUGCCUGCAUGCCCGCGGAUGUUGUGAAAACUCGUGUACAGUGCGGGGCAGGAGUGUUCCAAAGCCCUCUGCAAUGUGCCGCCUACAUACUCCGUGAGGAGGGACCCCGGGGCUUCUACCGGGGCUUCGCUCCGGCGGCGGCGCGCCAAGUCCCUGUCAUGGCUGUGCAGAUGCCCAUUGUCGAGCAGCUUCGCAAGAGACUCUUCGGCCUCAGCUAUAUGUAG
Molecule: messenger RNA, 819 nt
Organism: Symbiodinium sp. CCMP2592
Lineage: Eukaryota; Dinophyceae; Suessiales; Symbiodiniaceae
Source: the annotation of a GenBank genome assembly